AUGAGCUUAGAUCAGUUGAAGAUUGAACUCAAGACAUGGGAAUAUGAGUUUCAAAAUAAGAACGAAAGGCCACCUACAAAAGAUGAUAUUAAGCGGCUUCCAGAAAUCAAAAAAAUGUACAAACAGUACCAGGCACUUAAGAGACAGAAUACCGAUGUCUCCCAAGUCCCUAAAGUCGUCGUGAUGCCUUCAAAGAACGAUACAUCUCCCAAAAAAGCUGUAACGACAAAGAAGAAUGAUUUCAACAAUGUAGAAUUAGGACCGACUCCUCAAAUUUACGGUAAGGCUAUAAGUAUCUUUGAGAUGAAACUUUCACCAGUGAAAAAAGCUCUAAACUUUGAAGAAAUCAACGAGACGUCUUCCGAUCAACCUGUUGAUGCUGUUCAAGAUGACACAAAGAGGCAAUUGGAGUUCCCCUCGAAUACGCCAAAUUCUUCACCUUUCAAGAAACCCAAACCGGUAGAAUUGAAGUACUAUGGGCCCAAUUCCCCGUUGAAGCUAGAAGAAGAGAAUAUAAGAUUGAGUAUAAGGAAUGGUUCACCUUUAAAGCGAACGCCUCAAAAGAAUAUGAAUUCAAACAACGAUUUGACUUCUUUUAGCCCCUCACCACUAGUUAAAAGACCUUUGACUAAAUCUCUACUUGAACUAGCCAAGGAACAUGAGGAGUUCCUUCGAGAAUUUAACGAGAAUAAUGGCAAAGAGAAUAUUUUCACUCAAGAAACAGAAGAUUCUUCAGAUGAGCAACAUGAAGACGAUGGACAAGUGGAGUAUCAGGAGAAGAAAACUAAGAAAAGAAAAAUACUUCGUAGAUUGGUUACAAGUGAGGAAAGUAAAGUGGUUCCCAAAGAUAUUUCUAAGGAAUUGCUUAAAUUGAAAAAACAACAAGUGAAUGAAUUCUUAGGUAAUGAAGCCGCCGAAGAAGAUGAAGAAAAUGAUCACAAUGAUACAGAUAAGGCCAAUGAAACUCAAACACCUGCGCCCAAACCCAAACCGAGAAAGCGUGCUAGCAAGUAUAACCUGGUUAGUAACAAUUUCAGAAGAUUGAAACUACCGAGAAAGCAUGCUGGUAACCGCCGUUGGCCAAGAAGGUAA
This is a messenger RNA of Zygosaccharomyces rouxii, 1092 nucleotides long. RefSeq names its product Sld2p (gene SLD2). Bases 1 to 1092 code for a protein of 363 amino acids. Gene Ontology annotation, cellular component: DNA replication preinitiation complex. NCBI's taxonomy places the organism in Eukaryota, Fungi, Ascomycota, Saccharomycetes, Saccharomycetales, Saccharomycetaceae. The record is from RefSeq and is a predicted model, not a curated record. The transcript has a single exon. Gene Ontology annotation, molecular function: single-stranded DNA binding; DNA replication origin binding. Gene Ontology annotation, biological process: DNA replication initiation; DNA replication; double-strand break repair via break-induced replication.